Messenger RNA from Malurus melanocephalus (red-backed fairy wren), 6273 nucleotides. It is a transcript of the gene CRIM1, whose product is annotated as cysteine rich transmembrane BMP regulator 1. The transcript has 17 exons. The coding region runs from base 383 to 3514 and encodes 1043 amino acids. Gene Ontology annotation, molecular function: serine-type endopeptidase inhibitor activity; protein binding. NCBI's taxonomy places the organism in Eukaryota, Metazoa, Chordata, Aves, Passeriformes, Maluridae. Gene Ontology annotation, cellular component: extracellular region. The record is from RefSeq and is a predicted model, not a curated record.
GAGGGCGCACUUGGAGCGCGUUGAAUACGAGGCAGAAGGCGAGUCACAGGCAGGCGGCGAAGGGUACGGAGCCGGACCGAGCCAGCAGCCGCUGCAGCCGCGCUCGCAGCCCCGCGCACGGACCGCGCCGAGGAACUGGGAGCCGGCGGGCRAGAGACGAACGGACUGAGGGACGCCGCUUCCCCGAGGGGGCAGCGGGCGGAGCCGCCGCCCGGAGGAGAAGUUUGGCUGAAGCGGCCGCUGCCGCCGAGAGAGGGAACUUUCCUCGGGGGGCCUUAGGCGGGGGCGGCGGGAAGGAGCCGCGGCACGCUCGGGUCCGCCGCCCUGCGAGGGGGCUUCCGAGAGGCUCCCCCCCGGCCCAGGCCGGGCUGCGGCGGCUGGGAUGUACCUGGCAGCGGUCUCGGCGGGGAGGAGACGCCCGGGCGGAGACGGCGGCUGGCACCUGGCGGCCGCGGGGUGGCUGUUCCUGCUGGCCCUGCUGCUGGGCGAGUCGGGGACGCGUGCUCUCGUCUGCUUACCCUGCGACGAGUCCAAAUGCGAAGAGCCGAAGAGCUGCCCCGGUAGCAUCGUGCUGGGGAUCUGCGGUUGCUGUUUCAUGUGCGCUCGGCAGCGGAACGAGAGCUGCGGGGGAGUCUAUGGGCUGCACGGAGCUUGCGACCGGGGCUUGCGCUGUGUCAUCCGACCGCCGCUCAACGGAGACUCCAUCACCGAGUACGAAGUGGGAGUCUGCGAAGAUGAAAACUGGGAUGAUGAUCAGCUUCUUGGAUUUGAACCGUGCAAUGAAAACCUUAUAACAGGUUGUAACAUAAUCAACGGGAAAUGUGAAUGUGACACCAUUCGGACCUGUAAUAACCCGUUUGAGUUUCCAAGCCGGGAUACUUGUCUGUCGGCCUUAAAAAGGAUUGAAGAAGAGAAACCUGAUUGCUCCAAGGCCCGCUGUGAGGUCCAGUUUUCUCCUCGAUGUCCRGAAGAUUCCAUCUUAAUUGAAGGCUAUGCUCCUCCUGGUGAAUGCUGUCCACUCCCAAGCCGCUGUGUUUGUAAUCCUGCRGGCUGCUUGAGGAAGGUUUGCCAACCUGGCUAUUUGAAUAUAUUGGUUUCUAAGGCAUCAGGAAAGCCAGGGGAAUGCUGUGAUCUCUAUGAAUGCAAGCCAGUGUUCAGUGUGGAUUGCAGCACAGUUGAAUGUCCUCCUGUUCAGCAAGUUGUUUGCCCUCUGGAUAGCUAUGAAACCCAAGUCAGGCUGACGGCUGAUGGCUGCUGCACCCUGCCCACAAGAUGCGAGUGUCUCACUGGUUUAUGUGGUUUCCCCAUGUGCGAGGCAGGCUCCGUUCCCCAGAUAGUCUCACGUGGAGAUGGAACACCUGGCAAGUGCUGUGAUGUCUUUGAAUGUGUCAAUGAAGUGAAGCCAACUUGCAUAUUUAACAGCAUGGAGUACUACGAUGGAGACAUGUUUCGGAUGGAUGCYUGUCGAUUCUGUCGCUGCCAAGGGGGAGUCUCCAUUUGUUUCUCUGCCCAGUGUGGUGAGCUGCACUGUGACAGGUACUACGUGCCGGAAGGAGAGUGCUGCCCAGUGUGUGAAGACCCCCUUUAUCCAGUCAAUAACCCUGCUGGCUGCUAUGCCAAUGGCCAGAUCCAAGCUCACGGAGACCGCUGGCGAGAGGACGACUGCACRUUCUGCCAGUGCAUCAAUGGCGAUCCGCACUGCGUGGCCACCGCCUGCGGCCAGAGCUGCCUCAACCCUGUCAAGGUGCCUGGGGAGUGCUGCCCCGUCUGUGAAGAACCAACGUAUAUCACAAUAGGUCCACCCACCUGUGAGGUUUUGGUGAACUGCACUUUGACYGAAAAAGACUGUAUCUAUAGCUUCAAACUGGACCAAAAUGGUUGUCGCAUUUGUCAGUGCAAAACUAGGGAGGAGCUGUGCACUGGCCUCAUUUCAGGCUGUUCCUUGGACUGUUCCUUCGGCUUCCAGACUGAYGCCCACAACUGUGAGAUCUGUCAGUGCCGGCCACGGCCCAAGAAGUGCAAGCCCAUUGUAUGUGACAAGUACUGUCCCUUUGGAUACUUGAAGAACAAGCAUGGCUGUGAAAUCUGUCGGUGUAAGAAGUGCCCCAACCUGCCUUGUGGUAAAAUCUGUCCAUUGGGCUUCCAGCAGAACAGUCACGGCUGUGUUAUCUGCAAGUGCAGAGAGGCAACGGCUUCUCUUAUGCCUCCCGUUAAAACAGGCUCUUGCCUGUCCAUGGAUGGGCGCCGGCAUGAGAAUGAGGAGAGCUGGCACGAUGGCUGCAGGGAGUGUUACUGUCACAACGGACGGGAAAUGUGUGCCUUGAUCACCUGCCCCAUUCCCAAUUGUGGAAACCCCACCAUACAUCCAGGGCAGUGUUGCCCAUCAUGUCCAGAUGAAAUAAUCGUGCAAAAGCCAGAGCUCACCAGCCCAUCAGUCUGUCAUGCUCCUGGUGGGGAAUACUUUGUGGAAGGAGAGACCUGGAACAUCGAUUCCUGCACCCAAUGCACAUGCCACAGUGGMCGUGUCCUGUGUGAGACUGAAGUCUGUCCGCCGCUUCUGUGYCAAAACCCCACCCGCACACAGGACUCCUGCUGUCCGCAGUGCCCAGAUGAGACUCUUCAGCCCUCGCCAUCGAGCAAUGAGAGCAUGCCCAGUUACUGCAAAAAUGAUGAAGGAGAUAUUUUUCUGACAGCUGAGUCCUGGAAGCCCAAUGUGUGCACUAGCUGCAUCUGCAUGGAUGGUGUGAUCAGAUGCUACUCUGAGUCUUGCCCGCCAGUAUCCUGUGAGAGACCUGUUUUGAGAAAGGGGCAGUGUUGUCCUUACUGUAUUGAAGAUACAGUUCCAAAGAAAGUGGUCUGCCACUUCAGCGGAGAGACGUACGCAGAUGAGGAGCGCUGGGACAUCGACAGCUGCACACACUGCUACUGCCUGCAGGGUCAGACUCUCUGCUCCACUGUCAGCUGCCCACCUCUGCCUUGUGCUGAACCCAUCAACGUGGAGGGAAGCUGCUGUCCCAUGUGUCCAGAGAUGUAUGUACCUGAACCCACUAACAUCCCCAUUGAGAAGACAAAUCAUCGAGGAGAUGUUGAACUAGAAGUACCAAACUGGCCAACACCGAGUGAAAAUGAUAUCAUCCACAUUCACAGAGACAUGAACCAUCUCCAGGGAGAAUACCGAAGUGGCAGUGGGCCACACCCCAGCGAAGAUGCAUCUGUCAGCUCUGUUGCCUUGGUGACAAUCCCAAUCAUGAUAGCACUGUUGCUGAUCAUCGUCUUCCUGCUCAUCAACCAGAAAAAGCAGUGGAUUCCAGUGUCCUGCUACAAAGCUCCAACAAAGCCUUCUUGCCUAAACAAUCAACUGGUAUAUGUGGACUGCAAGAAAGGUACAAUGGUCCAGGUGGACAGUUCUCAGAGGAUGCUAAGAAUUGCAGACCCAGAUUCAAGAUACAGUGGAUUUUACAGCAUGCAGAAACAGAACAACCUACAGGCAGAUAAUUUCUAUCAAACAGUUUGAAGAAUUGCACCCUUACCAAGGAUUUAAGAAAGAGAGAGAGAGAAAGAGAGACACUCUGCUAUUAAAAUAAAACUAGAAUUGUGCACUUGCUUAGUGGAUUGUAUUGGAUUUGUGACUACAUGUACAGCUCUAAGACCUUUCUGGGAUGAGCUCUGACUCCUGCAAUGUGCCAGAAAAAGCAUUCCCACUUUUCCUUGAGAUAACUGACCAAGUGUUUUCUUAGAACCAAAGUUUAAAAACUUGUUAAGAUGUAUUUGCUUGUAACAUAGCUAUAGAGGAUUUUUGGGAGGGGGAAUCAGGGGCUAGGGAUAGGCAAAGAGAUAAAAGGAAGCUUCCGAGAAGAAAAGCUGGUCAUGCUUGGCUGAAGAAGAAAAUAUCUGCCGAGCAGCAGGAUAGUGGUUUUCCUUGUUGCUCUGAAACUGUAUCUGUUGCAGCAAAAGCCUAACCCCAGGUGAAAAAAAAUAUGAAAAGGUCUGAUUUUUUUUUCCAGCUGUUGCUACAGUAAUAUACUCCUAGAACAGAAUUUGUCACAUCACAGGUGUGGUGUAGCUGCAAAUAUUUUUCUAUAUGAUGAGAAGCUGCAGUAGUUAAUGAAAUAGCAAGGAAAAGAUUAUAGCAGAAAAUAAAGGGUGGGUUUAUUAAGGAUGUAUAAAAUUAUACCUUGUGCUGCUUUUUGUUUUUGUUUUUGUUUUCUUCAAAGCUGAUUGGCUAGAUUGGCCAGACUUCAGCAGAGUUAGCAAAUGACUGAGGCCUAAGUAAUUCCUGAUAUGAGCACUGGAUCUUUUGACAGCAGUAUUGAAGGGAGGAAGGAAGGAAAGAAGGAAGGAAGGAAAAGUCAAGAACACCAUGCAGUUCCAGGGGCUUUUGUUUGUUUGUUUUGUCUGUUGUGGUUUUGUUUUGUUAUUUUAUAUCAAUCUCUGGUUGUUCAUACAGGAGAAGGAAAAAUAUUUUUGUUGGACAAAGCUCUUGCAUACAAGAGAGUAAAAAAGAGACUGUUUUAAGGUUGUUGUUUUUUUCCUGUUGAUGUCCUUAUUUACUGGUAUGCAGAUUUAGAAACUACUUCCAUGCUAGGAAGCUGCUUAAUUUUAAUUGUAUAUUACUCAAGCACCUUUUUUGAAGUUCAGAAAAAAAGGAGAUCAUGCUUCUUUAAACUUUAGCAUUAUAGGAAUAUUUAUGUAAAUAUAAUUAUGCUAAAAACAACAAAAAGUAUUUGUAUGUUUGUGUAUAUAUAUGUAUAUACAAAUGCAUGUAUGUAUACAUUUGUAUAUAUACAUGCAUAUGUAUAUACACUAUACAUAUAUAUACUGUAUAUAUAAAAUACUAUGUAUACAGUAUAUAUUUUUCUAUUUUUUUUUUCUUGUUGAAUGUAUUUUUAUCUGAGAGAGAUUUUACCCAGAGCAGAAACAGAUAACAGGCAUUCCAUAUCAAUGCUUAAUCACUUGUGAGUGUAGGAAAGACAAGAAAAGAGCAUCUCAUUCUACCUACAGUUUGAUUUGAUUUGAUCUGAUUUGAUUUGAUUUGAAUUGAUUUGAUUUGAUUUGAAAGUGUUUGUAUGUGCGUGUGUGUGUGUGCACUCUUGUGUUGGCGUGUGUUCAGUUCGUGCACGAUUAUAGCAGUAAGCGUUGCUCUUGCUACAUUUCAGGGUGUUUCUUAUUUUUCUUUUCCUGCUUAGCCUUAAAAAGGCUUUUUAAUGAAUGCAUUGGCUAGAGACACUGAUGACAAUAUACAUGCAGCACUAAUCACCUCCAUAAAAUAACACAAUCAGCUCCUGGAUUUUGGUUGGGUUUUCUUUUUCUUUCUUUUUUUUUUUUUUUUCAAACAAUUGUUUGAAACAACUACUGGAAUAUUGUCCUCAUUAAGCUGGAAGUUUGUUGUAGCUUGCCUCAUUUAUAACUCUGACUGUAUAAUACAAUGUUAACUUUCCAAACAGGUCUUGGCACUUUUAUACUAAUUACCCAUUAGUGCAUUGCCUUUUUUCUUUUACAAAUGCUUGUCAUAAGAGACACAGAUACCCAGUAUGCUUAAUGUGAAAAGAAAAUGUAUUUUUUGUAAAGGAACUCUCAAGUAUUGUUGUAAAUACUUGGUCAGAGAUUGCUGAACUUUAAAACUGAAAAAAAAAAAACCUAAUUUAUUAUUAUAAUGACCUAAUUUAUUAAUCUGAAGAUUAACAAUUUUUUUGUUUUAGAAUAUCAAAAAAGGUGUUCUAGCUGUUUGCAUCAAAGAAAAAAUAGGUGUAUCAUUAAGGGUCAACAUUUUUUCUGCUUAUAUAACUUCAGUUUCCAACCACCAGUAAGAAAAAAUGUAGUCUCCCCAGUGUUUUGUACUCAAUCUGAUAUUGAAACAGAUGUUUCUGUCCAGUAACUACAGAGAUUUUGUCAAGACAAAACAUCCAUUUCUUGCAUAAGAGUAAGCAGUCUUUAUCCAGAAAUUGUAAAUGCUUGCUUUUGUUUUACAAUCAAGGCCAUAUUCUGAAAAUAUUAGCAGGAUAUAGGACAUGGUGUAAAAUGUUUUUAUUAUUAUUUUAUUAUUAUUAUUUUAAAGAUAUGAUUUAUCCUAUGUGCUGUAUCCAUUACACUCUUUUACUUUGGUUCCUGUUGUGCUCUUGUAAGAGAAAUGCAGAUAUAAUUUUCUGAAAAAUAGAUGCAUAUGUGGCACUCGGAGUGCACUGCGGUUCAGCAGAUUGCUUGUUUACUUUUUUAACUGUAAGGCGGUUUCUUGUAAUUUGGCUCUUGGCAGCACAAUAAAAAAUUUUAAACCUA